CGCUUGUCAGAGCAAAAGUUUCCCUGUCGCCAUGUUGUAUCUCUUUCGGAUCCUCUAAAUUGUACACACACGGAACGUUUUUGAGUUUUUUGUUGUUUUUCGCCGAUUUCGGGCCAAACCUGUACGGCUAAAAAACCAGCAACCUUUCGGUCAGUUCAAAAUUUCGAUUAUUCCUUUAGUUUUCGGUAGCGAAAUCAGAGCGCGACAAACGUGUUUCAGUGAGUUUUUGCCAGGCGUUAGCGACGAAGAAAAGUGAUCCGGGAAGCAAGCAGAGCUUCACUCUGUGAGUGUGCAGCAAGCAAAAAAAAGCAGCGAAAACCGGAAGGACCCCUAGCAUAUAAUUCCUCAGGAAAAGUCUAGUGAAAGAAACAUCCUUCCAAAGUCUACUGCAUUCACGCAUAUGUCUAUAAAAAAGUAUUUAUUCCUUAAUUAGUUUGUAGAAUCGUUCAAGUAUUAAAAAAAAAACAAGUGAGUGAUGAGUAUUGAUUGUCGAUCAGGGGAUAACCAAACGAAAAUCACCGUUUCCUGAUAUUCAGCGAAACGUGGCUGCAAGCAAGCAAGAGAGAAAAAAAAAUUGAAGAUCAAACCGGAAAUAGUUUUGUUAUUUGUGUGAUUUGUUAACGAUAGUUUGAGCAAAUGUUUUGAAUUUUGCUGCGACGGUAUUAUAAUCAGAAAAAAUCAGUUUGACUUAUCCAAAAUCUACAAGCCUCCGGUGAAUGAACACACUCACACAUACCGACACACACACACCUACAAACACUCCAAGCUUAUUCACUUCGGAGCAACACCGGAGAGGAUUUCUAAACACCAAUAGUCGGGCCAAAAGAAGCGGCAAGCACCAAUCCUACUGAAUCAGAAUUUCUCGUCGAUACCCCAGUUUACCAGAAAAAUAGUCAAAAUUUCGGACCACGAGCAGCCCGACAGUCCUAGCGACAUGGCCUCCAAUCUGGACCAGUUUGCCGAUCUCGAGCUCUCGAAAGAGGAUAGAGAGCAGAUAUUCGAUCCACCGCUGGAUGUCCCCAAAACACAAAAUGGUGCCAGCAACAUUGCCAAAAUCGUUAUCAGUGGCAUACCGCAGCACGCGAAAUUCGAUGACAUCGAGCCACUGCUGAAGCCGUACGGCAAGGUCGAACACUGCGACGCAGUCACUAGCAAGGACCCAAACACGCAAACCGUCCAUAUCACGUUCGAGAGUCACGAUCAGGCACAGAGAGCGGUAUCCGGCCUGAACGGGAUCGACUUCGAGGGUUCCAAGCUGCUAGUGGAGCUGUUCGAGAGCAAAGCAAACCGGCGCAGCCAGCGGGCUCGUUCGCAGUACGGCGGAAUGUCCGGUGGUGGUCCAGGACGUCAGACCGACUUCCCGCUGCGGCUGCUGGUAUCCAGCGAGAUGGUCGGCGCCAUCAUCGGCCGCCAGGGCAGCACGAUACGACAGAUCACUCAGAACAGCCGGGCGCGUGUCGAUGUUCACCGGAAGGAUAACGUCGGUUCGCUGGAGAAAGCGAUCACAAUCUACGGCAAUCCGGAGAACUGUACCAGCGCCUGCAAAAGAAUUCUCGAGGUGAUGCAGCAGGAAGCCAACAGUACAAACAAAGGGGAAAUCUGCCUGAAAAUUCUUGCUCACAACAACCUGAUUGGUCGCAUCAUUGGCAAGAGCGGGAACACCAUCAAGCGAAUAAUGCAGGAUACCGACACAAAGAUCACCGUUAGUUCUAUAAACGAUAUCAACAGCUUUAACCUGGAGCGCAUCAUAACCGUCAAAGGCUCGAUCGAUAACAUGUCCAAAGCGGAAAGUCAGGUCAGUGCUAAACUGCGCCAAAGCUACGAGAAUGAUCUGCAGGCUCUGGCACCGCAAAGUAUAAUGUUCCCGGGUCUGCACCCGAUGGCGAUGAUGUCCACGGCCGGUAAUGGAAUGGGCUUCGCCGGCCGAUCGGGUAUGUAUCCGGGCUCGAACUAUCCAAUGUACCAGCCGGCGACCGCUCCGGGGGCGCCGCCUGGAUCCAGCGAGGUCCAGGAAACUACCUACCUGUAUAUUCCAAAUAAUGCCGUUGGUGCUAUAAUCGGAACCAAAGGAUCGCAUAUUCGUAAUAUUAUAAGAUUUUCCGGUGCUUCCGUUAAGAUCGCUCCGCUGGAAGCGGACAAACCUCCCGAGCAGCAAACCGAACGGAAAGUUACCAUUGUUGGAACACCGGAAGCCCAGUGGAAGGCACAGUAUCUGAUCUUCGAGAAGAUGCGGGAGGAGGGUUUUGUUUCCGGCACGGAUGAUGUGAGAUUAACCGUUGAGAUUCUGGUUCCAAGUGCGCAGGUUGGGCGCAUCAUCGGGAAGGGCGGCCAGAACGUGCGAGAGCUGCAACGAGUGACCGGCAGCAUAAUCAAACUACCCGAGCACACUGCCAACACGCCGGUGGAUGAGGAAACCACCGUGCACAUAAUCGGUCCUUUCUUCAGUGUUCAGUCCGCGCAGCGACGUAUCCGCACGAUGAUGUUAGCCACGAAUCCCCCGCCACCCACGAAUCGGCAGAAGGCGCAAAAAUCAAAGGAACCUUCAUCGACCUCUCCGACCCCGACGGGUGCCGCACAGCCGCCUUCGUCUAGUACAAAUGCAUAAUCAAAAUCCGCAAUCGUCGUUGUUGAUGAUGAACAGCUGUCACCAAUACCAUCACCAUCACCACAUGCAUCCUCAAAGCAGCAGCAGCAGCAACAACAACAACAAGAACAUCAACGUCAGCCGAGGUCCCUAUCAGUAAGAUCAAAUCAUCAAUACCUAUUACAACUGCAGGUCACAGAGAGAAACCCAUUCAUUAGGGAGGUAAAAAUAUUUGAAGUAGAGCCAACGUAUCGCACCUCAGGUCAACAAAAGCCUAACAAUCAAGCAGUAAGAAUUUUCCUAAAAAAAAGUCAUACACACGAGUACCCGCUAGGGGGUGGUGUGUGUGCAUGUCAUAAAAUUAUUACCAAUUUGGUUCCAACCCUCUCGGACCGUUAAGUCGUUAGUUUCUUAAUUAAGUUCCAAGCGUAUUUAUUUGUAAGCAUAAAAUUCGAAAUUAACAUUCCUAUCAGCAUAUUUACACGAAUGCAACUCAUUUUUUGGCAGUCUUUUUCUUGCUGUUUGAAUAAAUUUUGAAACCCACAAGCCGAUUAUACAUUUGCUCUACUGUAGUAAUGAAGAAAGAUAAAGUGUAUAUACGAGCCCCGGUGGUCCGGUUCACGAUCGCUGGGUUCACGUGGUUUUCGGAAACCGUUAGAGAGAAGAAGAACAAAAUCAAAGAUUUACCAUCUCAGAGAGCUAGAAAGAACCAAGCGCGAAAAUUUUGUGUCCAGUACUUGUACAUAUUAAGCUAUAGGUUGUGAAAUUCAUUGAACCCUGCAGGAGGACAAAAGUCUAUUGCUCCGGGGAUUGUUAAAAAACAAACAAAAACUUGCUCUCGUCCACGUCCGUCGAUGUCGACGAGCGCGAGAGGUUCAAAAGUUCCUCUUUGCCGUUGGCGCAUGCAAGUAGAAUUUCGGGGGAAAGCGCCGAUUGAGGGCGCGACCAACUAAAUAAUCGCUGGGUAGCUCGCGCGCGCGCACGAGGUCAAUGUUGCAAGGAUUUUGAAUGUUUUUUUUCUGAUUUAUUUUUGUGUGUAAGCAAUCAAUACCCGCACGCGCAACGAGAGAGUUUUAGACUAACGUGAGGGAAAACUGCGGCAGUUUUUAUUAAUGUUUGAAGAGAUGGAAAAUCGUUUGACGAAUAUAUUUGUGAAGAAAUUGCGUGUUGACACUUCGUGUAGGGCUGGUUAGUACACGAGCGGUUUACAAGUAGGCGAUCACCAUUGAAACUACACUGAUUGCUUCGCUUGCUGCGCUCUGGGGAAGCCUACCUUUGAAGUGUCAAAACGACACCGUCGGUUGCCUUAGAUUUGGUGCUGAAUGUGCGACAUGCAGAACUAACGUUGUAAAUCUUAUACGCAAACAUAGAACGGUAGAAGAUUAAGCAAUCCCCAACAACAUCUCCGUUGAUUUGUGCGGCAAAGUUUCACAGUCAAAAUUUCACCAUUUCGGAAGCAAAGAACAUUCAAAAACAAAACAAACUUCGGUACGAACAUAACCAAUACCUCAAUAGAUGUGCAGGUAUCCAGCCACUAGUGGAACAAGCCGUGGAGAAAGCCUGCAUUCUAGGUUAGCCAAUAAAUGACCAAUCAACGAACGCUGCACACGCCUGGCUGCAGCUUCUGUUUAUUUGUUACUAUCAAAGCACAGAUUAACAAGUUUUAUGCAGUUUCCACAUUAACACACCUAAUCAUGCGGAAAGCAAAACAAAUGCAAAGAGAUUUAUGUUCAAACUUUACUUAUUGAUGGUGCAUUAACCAAUUUUUAUUAACUUGUUGUUGAGCAUACUUGUUGAAACCUAUAUUUUCCUACAUGCUAUUUUUCCAAUCCCCAGCAACUGUUGUUUAAUUAACUUGUUUUUGUUUAUAUCUUACUAGUAGAAAAAAAAUCAUCCUUCCACAGCGACAAAAACACAAUCGAACAUAGAACAAUCAACAAUAAUAUAUAAUAGAAAAGUACCUCAAACAUGCAAACAGAAUCAAAAUAGUUUACUUGUCUGACACCAUUUUACCUAAUCCACUCUUAUAACAGUAGAAACAAUAGUCAAACAAUAGAUUAACGCAGGUCAAGUCAUAAAGCACAAAUCGUAACACAACUUCCUCUUCCGCAUAUUUUCCGCCAUAGUCAAUAGAACAGUUAUGUUAUUGUGUAGAAAAACUCUUUGCUAACAUCCAAUUCUAUCAGAACACAACUUUAUUCAUAUGGAAAAAAAAAGAGAAUGAAGAGAAAAACCUCUAACAACAACAUCUUUCUUAUUCAACUUUUAACGAGUGGCUGACGAAAUGUAAAGUUGAUUUAGAAUUAGAUAGAGAGGUGUACAGGCGACUCAUGUCUUCCGAGAAAAAAAAACAUCAACUGCUCACCGUCAGGAGGAUUUUCCAGCAAGAGACCGCCAAAUGGCCCACACUUAGAUGUGCCGUGAGCCAACAGUAGGGGCAGAUUUAGUAGUAUACAUAAUAUCGUUUAUUUUUUAUGUUUCUCAAACUUUUUUUUUGGCUUACAGACGAAAUUUAGGCUUUCAAAACGAUCCUAUACAAUAGUAUACUCUCGGCAGCGCAAAAUUACACCAGUCUCUCGCAUUCUAACCUUUGUCUUAGGGUUCAGAGGGGGUCGUCUUAUUUGACAGAAAGGAAUCUAAAUUCGGACAAACGGACAACAACACACAUGCACAUGGAAAAGUAGCGUGAACCAACAAACCAAGCAACCUGAUAAAAGAAAAAAAAAAACAAAAUCCUAAACAACUUGUGAAGCGAUUCAAAAUUCAAAAUUGUACCCGAUAUUGACGAAAAGUUGACUGCUCUUUCGAACAACCUGGAAUGAAGCGAAAUUAAGUAAACAAAAAAUGAAUUUAAGAAAAAAACACUAAUCCCAGCCAUAGGAUUCGCAUGAUAUUUGUGCGAAGGGUAUGGGUAACGUCAUUUGACAAGUUUAUUGUCGGGGAAAAAAAACGAUACUAAAGAAUGUAAGAAAACUAAACAAACAAACAAAAAAAAUCGCGAGUGAAACAAAAAUUAAACCAAGUGAGGUUAUCUUUUAAGGCGUACAAGUUUUGGAGGUAAAAUCAAUUGUUAGAUUUUUUUAUUAUAUAUAUUAUAUUGAAAAUAUACUAUAUAUAUUUAAAAUUGUGAAGAAAAAGAAAAAAAGAAGAAAAAGAUAUUUAGCUAACAAAUUUAAUAUUUAUUAAAUACUAGAGGCUAUAAUAUCGUUGAAUAUUUGUAUAAAAGCGGAUGAACUUUGGAGGAAAGAAAAAGAGAGAGAUAAGGUCAAAUUUGAAUUUAACUUAAGAAGUAUAUUAUUUUUCCUAUGUUAUUUUAUUUGCGUAAUUUCUGUUUAGGUUUUGUUGUUUACUUUUUGUAUAAAAAAAAAACAGAAGUGAAAGCGAAAGCUCGAGGUUAAUGCGUUAUUUAGUUGUGCCAAGCAGAAGAAAAAGAAGAAGACAAAAAAGAAGCAGACAACAGCAACGAAUGGAUUUUUAGGUUGUAUUUUGAGCAGCGAAAAUGACAUUGGAAGAACAAACCAUUUUCAACGAAUUCAAACAAAAGUACUUCCCGUACAAAUACCGAAAAUUUUUCGCGUAAAUUUUUUCUCUGUGCAUCCAAACUGUAUCACUGGCUUUAGGAUGGAAUGUGACGGAUGCACUGUUGUCAAUAAUAGAAGGGCGACUUACUGAAAUUGCCUUUUUGCCAAUUACAAUACCAAUUUAGGGCUAAAUUUCAGAAACUGAUUUUCAAAUGCAGAUUACAAUAUGAAUAAUAAUAACAUGCUUACAUGCUUCAGUUCCGUUUGACUAGUAUCUGUUUAUCUUAAUACAGAAAUUCUGCGACAAAACAAAAACUUAUCACCAGAUUCUGAUGUGUACUAGCGUAUGUACUCUUUCAGUUUUUAGUUUGAUUUCUGAAGCAUGAUCGAAAGAUUGAAUGAACAAACAAAGCAACCACUGAACAGCAGUAUUUUGGGUACAAACUGAAAAGUACAAACGUGCGUUAGAAGAGAGGACUGGAGAAAAACUAUUUCGAAGAUGCAUCCGGCUUUUACGUUUGAUGAUUUAAAAACUGAAACUUCCAUUCAAUCGGAAAGAAAUAGCUAUAUGGCGAAAUACAACGGCAGAAAAAAAAACACCAGACGCAAACAACCAGCAACUCAGAGAAAAGCAAAAAGUUAGCGAGAAGUGACAUAAAAUAAACAACAAAACAUAGCCACAUUACAACAAAAAUCUAACAAUGAUGAACGAACGAUAAUUCCCCGCACAAUAAGACAACCAUGAACUGUAAGCAAAAUCGCAAUACCUCUGGAAAACGAAGAACUACAGCUAAAGAAGUAGCGAAAGGUAUAUCUAGAAUCCAAAACAACCGAAUAGGAAGAAAUCACUCAAAACUCCCAGGAGUAAAAUAAAUGAUCAGCAUAUUUUGGCGAACAUACGAUUGUGUAAACACUCACUUCACAAAGUUGACUAGAAAAAGAACUAAUUGACAAACAAAAUUUAAAUAACUAUACAUAUAAAAGUAGCAAGUUUGGACUUUAUUUGCACACUUUUAGAUUAAACAACCGCGCAGACGAUAGUCGCUUUUAAACAUAUGGCAAAACACAAUUCACAUUCGCAUCUGUAGCAGAGUAAUCGGUAUAAACCACAACCACCAAAAACCUGCAGCAUAAAGCAGAGCAGAGUGGGCAAGGUGAUCGCUAGAUAACUAAUUGUUUAUAGAGUCCAAAUCUGAAAAUACAAAUCAAUACAAAAAAAAGUAGUCACUUUUAGAGGACAACUAAGUUGAAAGUUAAAAAAAACAAGAUUGGAAACAGUAAAUGAUCAUGGAAUACAAAUCCCAAUACGAAUAAGCAGUAGCAUAAACUCUUAGAUUGCAUAACCUAAAAAAAUACAUACAUUUUAUCACAAGGAAAAAAUAACAAAAAAAAAACAAGCAAAAACAUGAUUGAUAGCUGUAGGAUUAUUUUGGCGUGUGUCUUCAGGAUGAAACAAAAAAAACUAUAGAAAUCACAAAUCAAGCCAACAUAAGAAGCAUAUAUAUUCAUAACGAAUGGUCACCUUGUCGCUUGAGAGAGAUUCAGGUCAAACUUAAUUAACAAAAACGAAAAAAUACCGGUUUCCUCAAACACACACAAACACAUUACUGUAGGCAAACGUAAAUAAACAUACAUAUUUGGAGCAAAAUAAAUAUAAUAGAUGAAACACUCUUACCUCAUAUUGAUGACUAUUUAGGAUUAUGAAGCAAAACAAAAUGCCGCAUUUAUUGAAACAAAUUGACAAAAGUAAAUAAACAAAAAAAAAGAAAGAGAGACAGAUUUAAGAAAAAAAUAUAUUUGGAUUUUACUAAACCACAGUGCAGAAGAAAUCAGUGUGAACAAAACCAGCUUCAGCUCGGUACCACUUAGUACCGGUAUCCGAUUUGACAGAUCGAAAAAUGGCGUGUUUUUUGUUUUGAGUUUUGGAAACAAAUUUGAUGUUAAUUACAACAGCACGAGGCAAACGCUGCUGAAUUCCUUACUGAAAAGCAGAAGCGAGAACGAAAACAAAAUUGAAAUUAAAUUUGGUUUGAUGAAAAUAACAAAGAAAACUAUUCGAAUAAUAAUCGAUUACAGCCCUUAAUUUGUAGACAAAACAUCAUAGAUAACGCAAACUAUAAUAUUUGGACAUAUGCUGAAGAAAAAAAGCAAGAAAAGAAAUCAAGGAGCGAGUUUAAGAUUUGAUUAUUAAUACUACUACUUCUACUACUACUAUUUAAUACUACUUCUACUACUACUACUACUACUACUACUACUAAAAGUGAACAUCGUGAAUUCUACAUCAUACGUUUCGUUCUAUUAAAAAGUACAUUUCUUUCUUUAAUUUUCGUUUAAUUUGAAAUAGAGCUGUAAGGAUUUUUGAAACUAUAUAAUGAAAUAAAACUAAAUUGUAAACUAAAAAAGAACGGCAAAACAUCGAAACUGAGAAUGCUAAAGGACUCGUAAAUUUUAAGUUUAGGUAAAAAGGAAAAAAAAGAAGAAAAUGCUAAUGCUUAAAGAUAACCAACUAAAAUAGGCAAUCCGCCAAUCCACAUACAAGAGAAAGAUCACUUACAAUGCCAGUAACCAUUUUUUUUUGUAGUCGAUGCAACUUUCCAAACCAGAAAGCCUCCUACAUCAUCCCUCUCUCCCUCUCCAGUCGACCGCUCCUUUGACGGCCCUUUCAGAAGCGUAAAAAAUGUCAAAUAACCGCAAUCGACGGUAUGCUGGCCUGCGUCGAAAGCACAAACCAACCCCACAACUUCCCCCUUCCCUUACCCAACACUAAUGCACAUGCGAAAACUAAUUUUAUGCUGUCUUACGCACGCUCGUGGAAAUAUACAUAAAUAUAUAGCUACAAACAGUAUAGAUUAUAGAGACACUUUUUCUGCGUUUAUCGUAUAAGAACAUUCUGCAUCCCGCUCCGCUCCCUCCCCCUCUGGACAACCCUGGGAGAAACGCCACCCGACCCGUGGAGACUGAAUUACAUCGUAACGAAAUUACUGGUGGUGGUGCUCCUCCCCGUUCAUCCCGUUCACAUUCCUGUCCACCACAGCACAGCCCUACUGCAUUUGUUUAAAUUUCAUCCACACACACACACUUGCAAACAGUACACACUUCAAUGUAAACAUUCUUUCGGCGGAAGCUUCUAUUUAUUGUGUCUGUUUUAACCAAGGCAAAAUUGACAGAAGAAAAACAAGUGCACCAUAACACACACACAUACCGAUAGAAAUCACCCCGGAAACAUAAUAAAAUGAUACGCAGAUUACAGCACACCGAUAAAUUCAAGACCAUUAUGUUCUCAUGGAAGAAGUGGUAAUUAUUAGGAUUCAGUAUAUUAUAAUAUAUAUUUUUAUUUUUUAUUAUUUUUUUUUUUUGACAGUGUUUAAAUAGAACCCAUGAUAUCGAUAGGGAUGUUAGGUAUGAGUAAGGAUAUAAUGCAAAUAUUGACAUGCCUGUGUGAUAAUAGUUUAUAUUCCUGUCAUUAUCUGUAUUUAUAUCUCCCUCAAGAAGAAUGAAGCGAUAGAUUUGUAAAAAUACGUUAAUUAAUGAAAGUGAAUCAAUAUUAGUGGAUAAAGAUUGUAUUUUUGUAACUUUUUUAUUCUUAUUUCUGCUGACAUAUACAAACCGCUCCAUAAACAAUUGGGAGAGUUAAACAGUAACACUUCUCACACCGACAAUAGCCACGCAAAUCAAAAUAGCCUUAAUAGUUUUUUGUUUUCUUUUUAUUUUGGAAAAAUCUACAACAGAAAGCUCGAUAGUUUUGCUUUACGGCAUUUUUUUUUUCAAAAUUAUGUUAAACUACGAUCUCGAUGCAUAUUUUUCUAAAGUCUCCAUACACACGCAAUAGUCACUCGAGAGCCAAGUUGUAGUUCCUACAACACACAACAUUACAACAGCUAAACAAAACAUAUAUAUUCGUAUAUACACUCACCAUAACCCCACGGUAAGGCUGCCCCACCAGCAGCCAAUCCAAACAAUCGAAGAUCAACCCCAUGCGAAAGUACAGCAGAUCUUACCUUUACACUAAAACACAUUUUGACGCAAAAAAAGAAGAAGAAAUGAUAAGUAGAAAAAUAAUACUACCAAGUAAAAAAGUAAAAAAAUUUCAAACCGAUUGAUCCAAAUAUAAAUGAAAUAAAGAAGAAGAAAAAAACAAACGCAACUAAAUAUUAUAAUUAAGGAAGAGCAUACUUUGUUUGUUUUUUUUUUAUAUAUAGCUAGAAGAGUGACGAAGUGAAAGCAAGGAAGAUCACAAACAGACUAUCUUCUCAUACGCGAACGCAUGCAACGGUUUUACAAGGAAAGAGUAAACAACAACAAGAAAGAAAACUACCUCAAUAUUUCUAUUAUAAAGUGAAAGCCCGUGAUUAAUUUAAAGGUAACGCGUAAUAAGUUUGAAGGAAAAAGAAACAAGAGUUUAAAAUGGCGCGAGAGAAAAAAAGAAAACUAUGUAUUAAAUGUAGUUUGUAUUUAUAUAAAACGACAUCAUGAGAUCACACAACUGAACGAAGAAGGAACCAACAUCUCCCACCACCGCUCUGUUGGCUGAACACCAAAAAAAGGGGAAGCAAAAAAAGGGGAAGCGGGUGGGAAGUUAUGAGUGUCUGAACUGAGCAGUAGCGCAAUUUCCGUACUGUAUUCAGCACUUUUUUUGUUGAUCUUGAAGCUUAAAGUAAUUGGAAACAUGCCAAGUUUGUCCGGGAAAACACCUUAAAAAUUAAACAGCUUAGAAAAAAAUAACAUGUCCUUAGCGCAGCACGGAUAUGGCAAUGUGAAGAAUGUUUACAUCGAUCGAAUUCAUUUGAAGCUCCAAACAAACCCAAACAACCCAAAUAGAAAGCAGUAAAAACGAAGGGAAAAUAUCAACACACCAACCACAGAGAAGAGCAUACUCACAUAGAAGCAUGUGAAAAAUAAGAAGAAAAAUUCCAAAAAAAUCGUAAAACUACGGAAAAAUUAAAAAAUCUGUUGAUACCUAGGAUUUGAGGUCCGUUCCAGCAAACAAGAAAUAAACAACAGAGAAAACACAUCUUUCGUGCACUGUACGCCUGUUUCUUUCGGUUUGCUUCAGAAGAAAAUCAUACAAUUAAAAAAAAGUUUAAAAAAACAGUUUAACAACUUUAAUACAUACACAAACAGAGCUGCACACGCAAAACCGAAGAAUAGUUACAGUACAGCCGAAGUAAGCUGACUAUUUGUGUUUCCAUGCAUAAUUCACUCCGCGCGAAGCAAGGUGUGCGAGAAAGAGACAGACGUGUGAGCCCAACCGAGCAGAAGCGCUUGGGCAAAACGAAGAACGAAAUAGUAAACCUGCAAAACUAAAACCCAGAAUAUAAAAACCGUACAAUUCGAGAUGUAUACACAUAUAAAUACAUACAUAUAUAUGUAACCGAUGCCCACUAUAAUGUCAAAGCAAAAUGAUUUUUUUAAUUUUUCUGAAUAAAUUUAAUUUUUCAAAAAUG
This is a messenger RNA of Wyeomyia smithii (pitcher-plant mosquito), 11549 nucleotides long. RefSeq names its product insulin-like growth factor 2 mRNA-binding protein 1 (gene Imp). NCBI's taxonomy places the organism in Eukaryota, Metazoa, Arthropoda, Insecta, Diptera, Culicidae. The coding region runs from base 935 to 2605 and encodes 556 amino acids. Gene Ontology annotation, molecular function: mRNA 3'-UTR binding. Gene Ontology annotation, biological process: regulation of gene expression; nervous system development. The transcript is spliced from 7 exons. Gene Ontology annotation, cellular component: nucleus; cytosol; cytoplasm. The record is from RefSeq and is a predicted model, not a curated record.